AUGCAAUUCUUUCCACAACAACAAUGUUCUAGUCUUUUACCACAAUCCCAACAAUGUUCAACCUAUUCAUGUUAUAAUAAUACUUGUUUUCCUAAUUGUUAUCAACAACAACAACAAAAACAACGACAUCCAACAUUUAAUUCAUUAUAUUCUCAACAAUUAUAUUAUCCCGGACGACAACAAACAUCACCAUAUUUAUGUUAUUCUCAACAACAAUGUUCAAUGUUGGCACAAAAUGCUUAUGGUUAUAAAGAUAUUGGCCAAAUAAUAACACAUUUUUGA
Messenger RNA from Rotaria sordida, 282 nucleotides. The record is from the annotation of a GenBank genome assembly. Lineage: Eukaryota; Metazoa; Rotifera; Eurotatoria; Philodinida; Philodinidae.